AUGAACAUUUUGAAAAACAUCAUUCCUGUAAAAUCGGCAGCAGGAGCUUCCGGAAAUCAUUUCAAUAAUGAUCUGGCUGAUGAUGAGGAUGAUGGAUUUGUGUUGGUUGAUGACCACGUUCCAAAUCAAGCCUCAUAUUUUCAAGUGAUGGUUUAUAGCAAAAAAGGAAGUCUUGGAAAAGGAAAAGAAGAUCAUGUGAGCUUUGUUCCUUCACAUCGAAGCGUCUAUAUUAUCAAAGUGAAAAACACAAAUGUUCUUGGAGGUAUUGGAAUGGAAUUUUUUGUAAAUAUUAAAAUAAGAAAUAAGAAUAUCGAUUGGGAAGCAAUUUCUAGUCGAGGAGAACAGAAUUCUUCGCCCAAGUCACAUCAUCAUGAUGAAGAUGAUCAUGAUUUUCAUAAAGUUGACAUGUCAGAUAUUAGGAAUAAGGACAAGAAAGAAUUGAAAAAACAAUACAAACAAUUGAAGGCCUCUGAAACUUGGGAGAUUAGAAUAGAUUUGUCGGAUCCUUACUCACCAUUUUUUGGACUCUUACACAAAGUUGGGAAAGAUGAUAUUGAGAUUCAAUUAAUAAGUGGUGUCUCUAUUGGGUUAAGAUACGUGUAUUACCAAGUGGAUGUCUUUGAGGAAUUUGAACAAAUGAUUUUGUGUGAAGAUAGUGUUGCUGCAGAAUUAGGGGGUUUGGGAGAAUUUAAAACACAAUUUAAUUCGGUGGGAGUGUACAAGCUCUUUAUUGAAAAUAUUUCACACGUAUCAAGUUUAGCUACACUACAAGGUUUUGCUGGAAUGGGAUCCACAAACUAUAAUUUUGAUGUGACAGUGCUGUCAGGAUUUUUAAAUCAAUUCAAAGAAGAUAUCUCUCCCAUUACAUAUGUUGCCACGAGCAAGAAUGACAUUUUCAAACAACUAUUACAAUACUAUGAACUGUACGAAGAAGAAAAUAACAAUGUCAAACAAACAAGUUUGUACAUGAGCGACCCAUUUCCGUGCUACCCUUCAAUCAUUCCAAUGGAUUUUGUGAUCAAAGUUCAACAUCAUGCGUUGGCCAAUAGACCAAAUAAUCCAAGCCCAGGAGCUCUCAAGUUCAGAGUACUCAUUGGAUAUAUUCAAAAAAGUAAUUGGGAAGUUGCCAUAUGUGAUCACAUCUUCAAUAUGGGAGAAAAAUUAACACAAGCCAUGAAUUCCAAAGACGGAGAUUUAAUAUAUUCUGUUGUGAAUGAAAUUGAGUCGGGGGUUGUAAAGAUACCAAAACGAAAAGAGAGUUGGAGAUUAGAAAGUACAGAUGAUAUCCUCUCUCACUCUUCAUCUGAAGAAAAGAAGGAAGAAGAAUAUGAAGCAACAUUUCGAGUGAAUAUUUUAAAGUUCGACUCUCGAUAUUUACAAAUUGCCAUUCAAGAAUAUUUUGAAAAUGCAAAAGCCAUGUUAGAAGACCUCCAUCGACUCGAGGAAGAAUUUAACAGAGCUCUUCAAACAAGAUUUAUUUUGAGUGACAUUUCUCUGGAGAAUAUCAAACAGUUAAAGAGCAAAUCUGAAAAUUAUUGCUUGAAAUCGAACAAAUUAUCUGAACUCAUCCAAGAAGCAGCCAAUCACAUUUCUAAAAUGGACAAUGAAUAUAACAUGAAGACUGAACUAAAAGACAAGAUCAAGUAUUUGGAAGAGAACGUUCUAUCUGCCACUUCUUCAACCACAAGCUCGUUAAAUAAUGACCUAUUAUUUGUGAGGAAUUGCUCCAAAGUCGACUCAGAACAAGAGCUUUCCAGAGUUUAUCAAGAUGCCGUUGAUUUCAGAAAACGAGCUCGUAAAAUACUUGAAAAUUUAGUCGAGUCGAAGGGAGAUACUCAACUCGACAUGAAACGUCUCGAUCAAUUCAUUACCAUCAUCCGACACCAACGAGAGCUACAAACUGAAUUUUCUAAUUUAAUUAACAAAUCAAAAAGUGAAAAGAACCUCUCUGAAAUUCAAUCCUUUUGGGAUGAAAAGGGUAAAAUUCUCACCAAAGAUUCUCAUGACAAGUUUGUAGAAUGUGUGAAUUAUAUUGAGACGGAAAUUCGAAAAGAAAAACUAUUACGUCAACAAGAAGAAGAAAGAAAGAAGAAAGAAUUGGAACUCAAACGAAAGAAGCUGGAAGAAGAAAAACGAAGACAAGAAGAAGAAAAACGUCGCAAAGAGGAAGAAGAACGAAAAAAACUCGAACACAAAAUUCUUGAAGAACAACAACGCAAGCUCGAUGAAUUAGUUAAAAAGAAACAUGAACAGCAACAACAACAACAACCAAUAGAACAUACACAACAAGCUUUGGAAGAACACCAUUCUUCUUCGAGUACAAUUUCUGAAGUAGUAACGACGAUACCAACGACUGUGAGUCGAGAGGUCACAGAGUCAAUGACUAUUACUACAAGUCAUGAAUGUGAACAUCCAUUGCCACCAGAAAACCAUCAACAACACUUACCGACAACUUCUACCAUUAAUACCACUACUCCAAUUGCUGUGGAAGAGAAUUCUAAUGUGAAAUUUAAACCAUUCGAAGAAAAUUGUUCCUCCUCCACUCUUGAUCCUAUCAGUCAUGUUACUACCAUCAGUGUGAAUCAAGAAUCUACUCAUAGGAUGACCAAUCCUCUCGAGAUUUCUGAUUGGAAUGACACACAAACCUUUGGAACAUACAAUGAUUCCACCGACAAUCCAUCUCCUUUCGAAGAAAAAGAUGAAUUGAGUCAUGAUGAAUUAUCCUCUUCAUCCAAUACUGCAUCUUCACAUUCCCAAAAAGAAAACACACCAAACUCCUCUUCUGAUCAUGUAAUGAAUACCAAAUCAUCAAAAUCAUCCUCCACUCGUAAAAAGAACAAAUCCAUGAAAGAGAAUUCUCCUCCACCUUCAACAGAGAGUGGUGGAGAUUUAAUUGUGGAACGAAAGAAAAAAUCAGAUAAGAAGAAAAAGACGUCCAAGAAAAAGACAAUUGUCGCCGAUUUGAGUCAAAACUCACAAAUUAUGGAACUAUUUCCUGAAGUAGUUCUUGGGAAUGGUGCGAAUGGCUCGUCUUUAGAUUUUCCAAAAUUAGUACCUGGCAGUCAUUCCAUCAUGAAUAGUGGUUGUGUUGUGAAUGCAGAUACGAAUGAGAGUUGUGAGCAUUCGAGUGUUUCGUCAUUAUCUGGCUGUGGUGUUAGUGGCACCACUUUAGAUAAACCCUCUUCGCUCAUCAAAAUUAUUAAUUAUGGAUCGCACGAUCAAACACCAGUGACUGAAACUCCAACCGAAGUGGUUCAAUCGUUGCGUGAAAAUGUGAAACAAUUAAUUUUGUUGGCCUCUCAGAAAUCACAAUCAACCAUUUCAACAGUCACAGGUGCCAACGAUGAAGUAUUCUUUAAAUUUAAUUGUACGAACGAGCAUCCUUUUGAAGAACAUAUGGAACGUAUUUGCGUUUCGAUUGAAAAUUUAUUGAUCGAUCACAGAUUGGAAAAGAAACAAUUUCUUACGAACAAAAUCUAUAAGGAAUCACCUGUACAGAUUAUGAAAGGGCUGAGUCCUCAAGGCGAUGCUAUUGUGAAAGAAUUUAACAAAUUUGUGGAGGUUUCUGGAAUUAAGAAAAAACUUCCCAACGAUCCAAAUAAGGAUUCUAAUUUAACUCAUCUCUUAAUUCAAUUUUGCUUCCACAAGGAUACUAUGACGACAUUAUUGUUGCAAUUAGUACAUUUUUCGACUCUCAAUUAUUUGAAAAAGUUUUACGAUCCUGAAAAGUCUCUUUUACUAAACACAAGUUAUAGGGAUGAACUCGGAGCCACGAUUGAAUUAUUGAAGCAACUUAAAUUAUCCUUUAAAUUUAUUGAACAGUUUCUUAACCACAAGUAA
This is a messenger RNA of Naegleria lovaniensis, 3840 nucleotides long. RefSeq lists its product as uncharacterized. Lineage: Eukaryota; Heterolobosea; Eutetramitea; Acrasida; Naegleriidae. The transcript is spliced from 2 exons. Bases 1 to 3840 code for a protein of 1279 amino acids. The record is from RefSeq and is a predicted model, not a curated record.